GCCCAUUACGCUGUACAUCGAGCCUGUUUAAAGGGACAAUAUAUAGGCAGCAGCUAGGCAGAUAUUCCAGCUGUGUUGCUUGAAGUUCUCCACGUUUCAUUGCAUCGUAAUGUCUUCUUUUUACGGAAUUGGGCUGAUGUCGGGCAACUCCUUGGAUGGGUUGGACAUUUGUUAUGCUGAAUUUAUCGGAAAUCCUAACGUGGAUGUUUGGAGCUACCGUAUGAUAAAGACUGAGACAUUGCCAUAUUCAACCACAAUGAAAGCCAGGCUAAAAAGUGUGGCUAAAGUGUCUGGUGUCGAAUUGAUUCGUCUUCACCACGAUUAUGGCCGAUUUGUUGGAACAAAAACUGCAGAAUCUAUUCAACAAGAGAACAUAAAACCAGAUUUUGUUGCUGCAGCUGGACAUAGUGCAUUCCAUCAGCCCAACAAAGGGUUACACUUCAGCCUUGGUGAUGGUGAAACCAUCGCUGCUUAUCUACCAUGCCCCCUGGUGACCAACUUCGAAAAUAAGGACGUGGAACUAGGAGGACAGGGGCGUCCUCUUGUAGCAUUGGGAGACAUGUACCUAUUCAGUAACUUUGACUUCUGUUUGAACUUGGGCGGUUUGGCAUUUGUAUCCAGUGCAGGGCAAGCAUUCGAUGUUUGUCCGUGUAACGUAGUUCUGAAUUAUUUGGCAAAGUUGCUGGAUAAUGGUUUAGAUUUUGAUAAGGAUGGGGCGACUGCAGCAAGUGGGGAGGUUGUCCCUGACCUUCUGAAGGAGCUGAAUGACCUCUCCUACUACCACCGAGAAUUGCCAAAGACCCUAAGCCGGGAAUGGUUUGAUGAAGUGAUGGUGCCACUGUUUGAUCAGGAGCUAUGUAGUCCCUCUGACAAGCUGAGAACGGCGGUUGAACACAUCACUGACCAGAUCGUAGCAGCUAUCUAUCUGUUUCCUCAAUCAGUCGUACCGUCAUCCCCAAAAACUAGACCAAGAAAAAUCCUGAUUACCGGUGGGGGAGCAAGGAAUAAGUUUCUGAUGAGCGUGCUUGCAGACAAAUUGGACGACAUUCAUGAUAUUUCAUUUGCAGAUUGUGAGAUGGAACUUGUGGGAUACAAAGAGGCCUUGAUUAUGGCGUUUCUGGGAAUGAGGACAAUGCUUGGGUUGGUAAAUGUCAGUAGGGAUAUCACUGGUAGCAAGAUGGAUACUGUUUCAGGCAGCAUUCAUUUGCCGCCACAUCAUAGUAAGCCAACGUUCCUGCUGAAACAAUAGUGUGAUGGGACCAAUUUUGGAGUGUGACUCGUGUAUGAUGUGGGCAGUCUUAAGCAAUUUUCAGUCAUUCUUCUGCAUCAACUGUAGCUUGAAAUGUAUCAUAGUGCCCCUAAACCAAUAUUAUGGUGUGUGUACAAUGUUUGGUUGAGACAAUGUAUGUAUAUUAUGGGUAAGUCCAGGAAUCCGAGGAAGAACAACCUCCAUGGAACCGUGCCAGUGUAUUAUUAUAUGCUUGAUAUAUUGCUGACUUUUAUAUUGUAUGCUCAAUUUAUAGCGGACUUUCAGUAUUACAUGUUUAUGUUAAAUUUUUUAUUAUUUUGGUGGCAGUAGUAGGUAUUGGCAUGCUGGAGAUUUGUGACUUGUUGACUAUUGUGGCAAUUGUAUAUAUAAGAGGUUGUUGAUUAUUAUGGCAUCUUCCACCUGAAGCUAUAAAAAUGCAAGGAAACAUUGUUUUUGUUGCAGUAUACAAAAAGCUGUUUCAGUAUGCAAAAAUAGAAAUGGCGGACGCAGGAAAAUUACUUCUGGUGUAGAAUGUGGCCUGAUUCUCAGUUAGUUAUCGUCUGGGGUGUAUGAUGAAUUGUUUGAGUCCUGCUGAAUGGUUCUUUCGAGCUUUAUAUGCAAUAUAAUUUGUUGCCUGCCUCGUGUUUGUACUAGGCCUAAAAGGCGGUCUUGAAGCGACCAAUAAAUUGUAAAAUUCAGGUUAUCUAAUAACAUGUGAAUGUACAUAGUAUAAUGUUCUUUGCAAAAUUGUUGCAUUUAUAGAAUUUAUGAAAUUUAUGGUGCAAGUUGUGCUUCCAAUUGCAGCUCUGUUAAAAGCCUGUUGACAUAUACUGUAUAUUGUUGAUUCAAUAAAAUUGAUUUUA
This is a messenger RNA of Lineus longissimus, 2112 nucleotides long. RefSeq names its product anhydro-N-acetylmuramic acid kinase-like. The transcript is spliced from 3 exons. Gene Ontology annotation, biological process: amino sugar metabolic process; peptidoglycan turnover. Lineage: Eukaryota; Metazoa; Nemertea; Pilidiophora; Heteronemertea; Lineidae. The record is from RefSeq and is a predicted model, not a curated record. The coding region runs from base 110 to 1249 and encodes 379 amino acids. Gene Ontology annotation, molecular function: phosphotransferase activity, alcohol group as acceptor; ATP binding.